This is a messenger RNA of Hyla sarda, 4156 nucleotides long. RefSeq names its product adaptor related protein complex 2 subunit alpha 1 (gene AP2A1). The coding region runs from base 267 to 3137 and encodes 956 amino acids. Gene Ontology annotation, biological process: clathrin-dependent endocytosis; intracellular protein transport. Gene Ontology annotation, molecular function: clathrin-cargo adaptor activity. Gene Ontology annotation, cellular component: AP-2 adaptor complex; membrane coat. The record is from RefSeq and is a predicted model, not a curated record. NCBI's taxonomy places the organism in Eukaryota, Metazoa, Chordata, Amphibia, Anura, Hylidae. The transcript is spliced from 23 exons.
GAUCUCGUGCCGCCGCCGUCCAAUGGCAGAUUGGGCAGGGCGGGAGAGGCCCCUGCGGCGGAUUUCCUGCUGUUCCCCUGCUUCUCCCUCAGCCUGGAGCUCUCACGUUCCCCCGCCGUGUUCUGUCGGUAAUCAUAAGGUCGGGGCCGUGUCCGGAGAGCAGCGCCCGGUGUCACAGACGGAAUAGGCCGCGCUCAUAGCUCCCGCCCUCCUCCUCCUCUGUGCAGCAGCCGUAGCCCCCGCCCAGGUCUGCCCAGCCAGGAAAGAUGCCGGCGGUGUCAAAAGGGGAUGGGAUGCGGGGACUGGCCGUGUUCAUCUCGGACAUCAGGAACUGUAAGAGCAAAGAAGCAGAAAUUAAAAGAAUCAAUAAGGAGCUGGCCAAUAUCCGAUCAAAAUUUAAGGGAGACAAAGCUCUGGAUGGCUACAGUAAGAAGAAAUAUGUGUGUAAGCUGCUCUUCAUCUUCCUGCUCGGCCAUGACAUUGAUUUUGGGCACAUGGAAGCAGUCAACUUGUUAAGCUCCAAUAAAUACACAGAAAAGCAGAUAGGUUAUCUUUUUAUCUCCGUUCUGGUGAAUUCUAACAGUGAGCUUAUUCGACUUAUUAACAAUGCUAUCAAGAAUGACCUGGCCAGCCGGAACCCCACCUUCAUGUGCCUGGCGCUCCAUUGCAUCGCUAAUGUUGGCAGCAGGGAAAUGGCAGAAGCUUUUGCAUCAGAAAUUCCCAGAAUUCUCGUUGCGGGAGACACAAUGGACAGCGUGAAGCAGAGUGCUGCUCUGUGCCUGUUAAGACUAUACAAGACCUCACCUGACCUUGUGCCAAUGGGUGAAUGGACGUCACGGGUAGUUCAUCUCCUUAAUGAUCAGCAUAUGGGAGUGGUGACGGCAGCUGUAAGCCUUAUCACCUGCCUCUGCAGGAAGAAUCCUGAUGACUUCAAGACAUGCGUCUCUUUGGCCGUCUCUAGACUUAGUAGGAUUGUGUCUUCAGCCUCCACUGACCUGCAGGAUUACACCUAUUACUUUGUCCCAGCACCGUGGCUUUCUGUAAAGUUGCUGCGCCUUCUUCAGUGUUACCCUCCACCUGAGGACGCAGCUGUGAAAGGACGGCUUGUCGAAUGCCUGGAGACCAUCUUGAACAAAGCCCAGGAGCCCCCAAAGUCAAAGAAAGUUCAGCACUCGAAUGCGAAGAACGCGAUACUAUUUGAGGCUAUUAGCCUUAUUAUACAUUAUGACAGUGAACCCAACCUUUUAGUAAGAGCCUGCAACCAGCUGGGUCAGUUCUUACAACACAGAGAGACAAACCUACGUUAUUUAGCUUUAGAAAGCAUGUGUACGCUGGCCAGCUCUGAAUUCUCCCACGAAGCUGUAAAAACACACAUCGAAACAGUCAUUAAUGCCCUAAAGACAGAGAGAGAUGUCAGUGUCAGGCAGCGAGCUGCAGACCUACUAUAUGCAAUGUGUGACCGGACAAAUGCUAAGCAGAUUGUAUCCGAAAUGCUGAGCUAUUUGGAAACAGCAGACUAUUCAAUUCGAGAGGAAAUAGUGUUGAAAGUAGCCAUCCUAGCUGAGAAAUAUGCGGUGGAUUACAGCUGGUAUGUCGACACUAUUUUGAACCUGAUUCGUAUUGCUGGCGAUUAUGUCAGUGAAGAGGUUUGGUACCGUGUCAUUCAGAUUGUCAUAAACCGAGAUGAUGUCCAGGGCUAUGCUGCCAAAACUGUAUUUGAGGCUCUUCAGGCUCCUGCGUGUCAUGAGAACAUGGUUAAAGUCGGGGGUUAUAUCCUGGGAGAGUUCGGUAACCUUAUUGCUGGAGACCCUAGGUCAAGUCCUUUAGUUCAGUUCAACCUCCUGCACUCCAAAUUCCAUCUGUGCAGCGUAUCGACCCGAGCCCUCCUACUCUCCACCUACAUUAAGUUUAUCAACCUCUUCCCUGAAACCAAACCUACCAUCCAAGACGUGCUGCGCUCAGAUAGUCAGAUCAGAAAUGCAGAUGUGGAGCUCCAGCAGAGGGCAGUAGAGUACCUGAAGCUCAGCUCCAUCGCAAGCACGGAUGUCCUGGCCACAGUCCUGGAAGAGAUGCCACCUUUCCCUGAAAGGGAGUCCUCUAUCUUGGCCAAACUUAAGAAGAAGAAGGGUCCUGGAGCUGUCAGUGAAUUAGAAGAAGGGAAGAAGGAUCAGAACUCCGAAAUUAAUGGUGGAGUGGAAGCAACACCAAGCACUGCAUCUACUCCAUCACCAUCUGCUGAUCUCCUGAACUUGAGGAGUGUGCCCGUCACAGGAUCAGCAGCACCAGGUGCUGGGAACCUCCUGGUGGAUGUGUUUUCGGAUACACCAUCUGCCUCGGCCUCACUGGCUCCUGGUACUGAAGACAACUUCCUUAGCUCUGGCUCUGCUGCUUCCGAGGAUCCUGCUUUACCUAUCGCUGAGGCUGAUGAGCUCCUAAACAAAUUCGUGUGCAAGAAUAAUGGAGUUCUAUUUGAGAACCAACUUCUGCAGAUUGGAGUGAAGUCUGAGUUCCGCCAGAACCUGGGUCGUAUGUACCUGUUCUAUGGUAACAAAACCUCAGUGCAGUUCCAGAGUUUUACUCCCACUGUGACGUAUCCAGAGGACCUGCAGAAUCAGCUUAACAUACAGACCAAGCCAGUGGACCCCGUGGUGGAAGGAGGGGCACAGGUUCAGCAGGUGCUGAACAUCGAAUGUCUAACAGACUUUGAUGACGCGCCUCUUAUUAAUAUAAAGUUUAGGUAUGGAGGAACAUUACAGAAUAUCACAUUAAAGCUGCCGAUUACCAUCAACAAGUUCUUCCAAGCUACCGAGAUGCCGUCCCAGGACUUUUUCCAGCGCUGGAAACAGCUUAGCCUGCCCCAACAAGAAGCACAGAAGAUUUUUAAGGCUAACCAUCCCAUGGAUUCUGAAGUGACAAAAGCAAAGUUAUUGGGCUUCGGCAGUGCGCUGCUAGAGAAUGUGGAUCCUAAUCCUGACAACUAUGUGGGCGCUGGCAUCAUCCAGACAAAGUCUGUACAAGUUGGAUGUUUGCUGCGUUUAGAACCCAAUAUCCAAGCUCAGAUGUACCGACUUACGUUGCGAACCAGCAAAGAAAGUGUUUCCAAGCACCUAUGUGAGCUCUUAUCCAAGCAGUUUUAAGCCACCAAGAUUGUGAUUGCUAAAGACAGUAAAACUGGCAAACACUACAAAGGAGGGUUUUACCAUGCAUCAAGCAAACGCGUGUCUGUGUGCAUGUGGUGACAGAGGGGGCGCUACAGCCCUCUCUGCAGAUUUCUUUAUUUUGUGUGUAUGUGUGCGUGCGGUCCACGUCCAGUAAAGUCCACGAGACUUUAGAACUUGUAAAGAAAAAAAAAAAAAAGAAAAAAAAAAACAUGACAAAGACAAGGCUAACUAUUAAUAUUCUUGAUGUGUGGUUGUUCUACUAGAUUUUGUCGUUCUUGCUGUGACUAUAAAUUUACUAGACUGAAAGGGAUGCAUGAAGCCGAGGACCCCCCCACCCACCCUUCAGAAAUGCAGACAGAGGGUUACCUCUCUCCAUGCCGCCUCUGGCUGUACUGUGGAUAAGGGAUCAGACCUCUGCAUGCUGACCCGCAGGCAUAUCACUUGAUGGACACACAGACAACUAAAAUCCUGAAGGUUUUAGAGGCGGAGCCUAAAGCGCUAGUCAUUUGUAUUCUUACUUUCGUGUUCUCUUUCCCCCAUGGGCUCUCUUUUUAUAAGUCCUCCAUAGUGAGGUGCAUUUCUGCGCUUUGGUGUAGAACGAGUGACAGAAGGUAGGUGACCGGGGUUUCAUUGAGAUUUGCGUGACUGGCCUUCUAUAUUAUUCACAGCAUCCGGUAGAGCUGUGUUUUCCCAACCAGGGUGCCUCCAGCUGUUGCAAAACUACAACUCCCCGCAUGCCCGGACAGCCUUUGGCUGUCCGGGCAUGCUGGGAGUUGUAGUUUUGCAACAGCUGAAGGUUCACAAUUUGUAGACCACAGCACUAGGGACAGGCAGGGUGAUCAGGGGAGUUGUAUAACUCUGCAUCUAAUUAUUGCAUGCUGGGAGUUGUAGUUUUGCAAUAGCUGAAGGUUCACAGUUUGUAGACCACAGCACUAGGGACAGGCAGGGUGAUCAGGGGAGUUGUAUAACUCUGCAACUAAUUACAACUCCCAGCA